CCAGCUCAACAGCAAUCUUCAGUUCACCUUAACUACUCGUAAGCUCUGGUUCACCGCUCAGUCAUUUUCUCUCCCAAGAAGUUUUGAACAUUGUUCGUGUUCGCUUGCAUUCUCUCUGACGGCCGUUGGGAGGUUGAAUGUGAAGAAGACUCGAAGAAAACAUUACUAAUUCCAUUAUCAAAUAACAGUGGAAUAUCUCAAAAGGCUCUUCUUUUUUUUUGUACCAAGCGCCUCUCUUCAGGCUUUGUGUGUUUCUUUACUGUUUUUCGAGGGUUAAUUAAGUGAUUUUUUCCUUGAGGAGUGGACCCAAAAACACAGCGUCAGAAAUUGCUUUAUUACAAUGGUGUUUUGAUGGUGAAUCCACAAGUGUUGGUUAUCUUCUGAAAAUAAAAAAAAAGUAUAUUUAUGGUUCAUUUAUCGAGAAUUGACAAAUUCUCAGGAUUAGCACCUAGUGUGGUGGAUUAGGACACUAUAUAUAAUAUUCUACAUAUUGUGUUCAAGAGUGCCACAUCUAACAACCUAUGCCAAUUCGGUGGCAAAUACUUUUUAAUGAAUAAUAAAUUGGGGAUUUAGUCGGAUACUGCCUGGAAAUUCAGAAAUCAUCAUGUUUUCUGGAAUUUCGAGUACACCGAGUCAUGAAACAUUCCGCGGCGAUGAUACAAUUAAUCUCACCACCGAUAUAGAUUUCUGGUCAAAUGUUAUAGAAGAGAACUUACUAAACUCACCGUUGACUUUCGAUGCGAGUGAGGGUGGUCUAUGGAAUGGAAAGUUCGUUCCUCCGCCACCUAGACCACCCUUUCUCGAAGAAACCGUCUCGUCUGAUGGCUUGACCACGUGUGAUUUAUGCGCCUGGGCAUGGCGUGAACGAAAUGCAUUUCCACUGGAUGGACCAAUAAAUGAAUCAUCCGGUGAUUUGGGAUGGGCACUUACCUUAAUAACUGUGUCACUUCUAUCGGCCCUCAUAGGUGCUAUUGUGAUGGUUAUAUUCUUUAGAUGUAGAAGACUUAAAGCAGCCAAUGCCGCUGGUGGUCGUCAAUUGCAGUGGUGGUGUCGUGCACCGCGACAGAAUGUGGCAACCAAUAGAAGUAUGCUGGCUAAACAUACGGCGGACAGUGUUCGUGGUUCUCACAGCAAUUCAGGACUGUGGACAUGGCUGAAUACAAGGCGUGUGUCGGUGGGGCCGGAUCAGCUCACGCAAACACAAUCAUCGCCGGCCGAGAAUCACUACACCCAUAUGAAUGAUGCCUACAGCCCGGUGGAGGUGGACGAGGCUCUCUAUGCUGAACUGGAUCGAGAGUCUGUUCAAUCGGGACAGCCGUCGUACCAAAACACCGCGUACAGUGGCUGUGGCGAGAUAUUCUUACAGGCGGACCAAGAAGUCCCAAUGGUGUCCUCUGCGCCCAGUAGCGCAUACUACUCUGACUUGUCAGUGACUGCCAUGCCACCGGAACGCACGUACGAAGUAGUCGGUUUAACUGUGAUAUCUGCACCACUUCCCAACUGGGAGCCAAGUGACAAUCAUGGUAAUGAGGGCUUCUCGCAAGGGAAACGACCAACACGCCUUGCGGCGAUAAAUGAGAGCUCAACGGUGCCCUCAGAGUACGUUUGACUGAAAGAUGAUUCACCAUAAGCAUAAUACGCUCCACCAUUGUAAAUUUUUCUUCAUCAUGUAAAUGAGAAAAAUAUUCAACUCUAGGUCCUAUUUAAUUUAUAAAUUAGAAACUGUCAUGUACAAGAUGACACCAUCUACUUAUAAGAUUAGUGCAACCGCCCAAGAACACUUGUCAUCAGAGUCCAAUAUUUGCAAGUAUCAUUAACCAAGAAAGUGGUGUCUCAACAAAUAAGUUAGACACUCAAUGUAGAAUUUUAGAACGAGAUUGAAAGAAGUGAGUUCAGAGUGAAAUAAGAUAAUAAAUAAACAGGCAAGACUUUCAAAAAGAAGUAUAACAGAGUGAAACAUAAAAUUUAUGGCACAUUUUUUUUUUCAAAUAGACAAUUCCAACAUUGAUACAACCAUUUUAUGAAUAUAUUUAUUUUGUGCAAUAAAA
Phlebotomus papatasi is the source of this 2048-nucleotide messenger RNA. RefSeq lists its product as uncharacterized. The transcript is spliced from 7 exons. The coding region runs from base 605 to 1609 and encodes 334 amino acids. NCBI's taxonomy places the organism in Eukaryota, Metazoa, Arthropoda, Insecta, Diptera, Psychodidae. The record is from RefSeq and is a predicted model, not a curated record.